Messenger RNA from Anoplophora glabripennis (Asian longhorned beetle), 1737 nucleotides. RefSeq lists its product as uncharacterized. NCBI's taxonomy places the organism in Eukaryota, Metazoa, Arthropoda, Insecta, Coleoptera, Cerambycidae. The coding region runs from base 607 to 1554 and encodes 315 amino acids. The record is from RefSeq and is a predicted model, not a curated record. The transcript has 3 exons.
CUCUGUUUUCAUUCUCACGACAGUUACUACGAUGGGUAUGGCGAUACCUACAGCUAAAGUUUAUGGAAGCUUCGUUUCUUAGACUAUUGCUACAGCAUCGGUGUCAAACAUUACUACUCCAAAUACAACCAACGCAGAAGAAAGCUCCCACGUCACAUAUCAAUAAUUAGUAUCUUAUCUGUGAUGGGGUAAAUACGUUCGCAUAAUUCUUUAGAGGCGUUUUAUUUUCAAAUAAUUUGAAAAACAAGCUGUGCUUUAUCUAGAUAAUGUUUCUAGUAUUCCUUGCAUCCUGAUGACAGAGACUAGAAAAAAUAAUUCCAGUAACAUCAGUGCAGAUAGAAACUUAAUUACUCAUUUUCUAUUUUCGUCUGUUUCUGCUUAAGAGAACCGUAAACACUUCCUGCGACAGUGACGUAAAUAAAAAUGUAACGUUGUAAAAUUAUAACAAGUGAACACUGUUGAAAAGGAACUGAUUCUUUGACUUUAUCUCUCAUUAACUAGCUACGUUAUCUUCAAUAUUCCCCUGACCCUUGACCCUACUGAACCAAAGUUAAGAAAUAAAAAUGGGUCACACGUUCACAGAGUUUAGUAUUUGUUGCCUCCAUUAUGAUAUUUAGAACAGUUGUGAUAAUUGCAUUUCUGUGUGUUACUGUUCACUUUUCUGAAUGUAGACGACACCACCACGACCACUGGGAUGAUGUAGCAGAUUCACUUAAAGAGUUGAAGAAAAGCAUUAAGAAAAAGACUAUCACAACACAACGUCCUCCUCCGCCCAAUUCAGCUCCACGCUGGACUGGAAAACUGCCUAACCUUCCACAAGAUAAUAGAUACUACAACCCAGCAGCAUAUGGGCCGCCACCUCUUAACUAUUAUCCAUUCAGCGAUGGAAGAGAUUUUUCUAACCCUAAGUACACCAUAAACGACACCGGCGAUACAACUUUAGGGUUCUAUUUGAAGCAGUCUUUGGUCAAAAUCACUCCCACCUACCACUACUACAACACCAAAUACGAUCCACACGGCUACAUUCCAAAAUACGACCAUUACUCAAUUCACCACUACUACCACAACAACAAAUCGAUCCAAACUGAAGUCACCAUUCCCCCUGAUAUAUUCGUCAUCUGUGCCGGAAACAGUAGCACUUUAUGUCCGACGAAUACAACGGCUCUCUGCACCAGUAACGGCGCUCUGUUGUGCGUGACGAGAGACUCUUCAACGGUCCCUUGCUUGCACGACAGACGCGUCAGCUGCGUAAGAAGCAGUGUGCCUUGCAAAGAGAAUCACGGCCCCGAGUGCGAGACGUCUCUCAAUGGCGUAGCUUCUAUAUCAAUACCUUGCGUUUCAACAGUCAACGUGUACGGUACCGUCAGUUACCUAUACUACAGUAUUUUGAUCACCAACAACUCUACAAGUGAUAAUUCAAGGAAAAGUUUUUGUGUGACUGUCCUGGCUCUACCAGCAGAGAGGCGGUUAAGCGAGGGGGAAAAAGUUUUGAAAAAGGCCGAAAAUGUUUUGGCCGCGUUCGCUGUUAGUGCUUUGGGCAUAAAUGGACAUUAGUGCGCGUACAGGGUGUUGAAUUCCGAUAUUUUCCAGCUGGGAAGGUUUAGUUGAAACACCCUGUAUUUUGCGUACAAUAAAUAGGUUGUGAAUCAUUGUUUAACUACACUUUAGACGAUUCUAACGAGCGUUCAAAUAAAAACGUGGUCAAGUUGGUUCUGAAAAUUUGGACGUAGGGCGUAG